Messenger RNA from Apus apus (common swift), 5183 nucleotides. RefSeq names its product pre-mRNA processing factor 6 (gene PRPF6). Gene Ontology annotation, cellular component: catalytic step 2 spliceosome; U4/U6 x U5 tri-snRNP complex. The transcript has 21 exons. Gene Ontology annotation, molecular function: protein binding. Lineage: Eukaryota; Metazoa; Chordata; Aves; Apodiformes; Apodidae. Gene Ontology annotation, biological process: mRNA splicing, via spliceosome; spliceosomal tri-snRNP complex assembly. The record is from RefSeq and is a predicted model, not a curated record. The coding region runs from base 93 to 2918 and encodes 941 amino acids.
UCCGCUGUCGUUCCUCCCGGCGGGUCCGUCGGUCUCGGCUCCGCUCUCGGUCCUGUCCUCGGCCCCGCUUCGCCACCGCCUUCACCGGCGCCAUGAACAAGAAGAAGAAGCCGUUCCUGGGCAUGCCCGCGCCCCUGGGCUACGUGCCGGGGCUGGGCCGCGGAGCCACAGGCUUCACCACCCGCUCGGACAUCGGGCCUGCCCGGGACGCCAACGACCCCGUGGACGAUCGGCACGCGCCGCCCGGGAAGAGGACGGUGGGGGAUCAGAUGAAGAAGAACCAGACAGCUGAUGAUGAUGAUGAAGAUCUGAACGACACCAAUUACGAUGAGUUCAAUGGAUACGCUGGGAGCCUGUUCUCAAGUGGCCCCUAUGAGAAGGAUGAUGAGGAGGCAGAUGCUAUUUAUGCAGCUCUGGAUAAGAGGAUGGAUGAACGCAGGAAAGAGAGAAGGGAACAACGAGAAAAAGAGGAAAUAGAGAAAUACCGGAUGGAACGGCCCAAAAUCCAGCAGCAGUUCUCGGACUUGAAGCGGAAGCUGGCGGAGGUGACAGAGGAAGAGUGGCUGAGUAUCCCAGAGGUGGGAGAUGCCAGGAACAAGCGCCAGAGGAACCCCCGCUACGAGAAGCUGACGCCUGUUCCCGACAGCUUCUUUGCAAAGCAUCUGCAGUCAGGGGAGAACCACACCACUGUGGAUCCCCGCCAGACGCAAUUUGGUGGAUUGAACACUCCGUAUCCAGGCGGCUUGAAUACUCCAUACCCAGGAGGAAUGACACCAGGCUUAAUGACACCUGGGACAGGUGAAUUGGAUAUGAGGAAGAUUGGCCAAGCCAGGAACACCUUGAUGGAUAUGAGGCUAAGCCAGGUGUCGGACUCUGUGAGUGGCCAGACUGUGGUGGACCCCAAGGGAUAUUUGACAGACUUGAAUUCCAUGAUUCCGACACAUGGAGGAGAUAUCAAUGAUAUCAAGAAAGCUCGUUUGCUCCUGAAAUCUGUACGAGAGACCAAUCCUCAUCAUCCUCCAGCCUGGAUAGCAUCAGCCCGCCUGGAGGAGGUCACUGGCAAACUGCAAGUGGCUCGAAACCUCAUCAUGAAAGGGACAGAGAUGUGCCCCAAGAGUGAAGAUGUUUGGUUAGAAGCUGCCAGGCUUCAGCCUGGGGACACAGCCAAGGCCGUGGUGGCCCAGGCUGUCCGCCACCUGCCCCAGUCUGUCCGGAUCUAUAUCAGAGCUGCAGAGCUGGAGACAGACAUCCGGGCCAAGAAACGUGUCCUGAGGAAAGCCCUUGAGCAUGUUCCAAAUUCGGUGCGUCUGUGGAAAGCAGCUGUGGAGCUGGAGGAACCUGAGGAUGCCAGGAUCAUGCUGAGCAGAGCUGUGGAGUGUUGCCCAACCAGUGUGGAACUGUGGCUCGCGCUGGCCAGGCUGGAGACCUAUGAGAACGCUCGUAAAGUCCUCAACAAAGCCCGGGAGAACAUUCCGACAGAUCGUCACAUCUGGAUCACUGCUGCCAAGCUGGAGGAAGCCAAUGGAAACACCCAGAUGGUGGAGAAAAUCAUCGACAGAGCCAUCACUUCUCUUCGGGCUAACGGGGUGGAGAUCAACAGGGAGCAGUGGAUACAGGAUGCCGAGGAGUGUGAUAAAGCUGGAAGUGUGGCCACGUGCCAGGCAAUCAUGCGAGCUGUGAUUGGGAUUGGGAUUGAGGAGGAAGAUCGGAAGCACACCUGGAUGGAAGAUGCAGACAGUUGUGUUGCUCACAAUGCUCUGGAGUGUGCCCGAGCCAUUUAUGCCUAUGCCUUGCAAGUUUUCCCCAGCAAGAAGAGCGUGUGGCUUCGAGCUGCCUACUUUGAGAAGAACCAUGGGACCAGAGAAUCCUUGGAGGCUCUUUUGCAGAGAGCUGUUGCUCACUGUCCCAAAGCAGAGGUGCUGUGGCUCAUGGGAGCCAAAUCCAAGUGGCUGGCAGGAGAUGUGCCAGCAGCCAGAAGCAUUUUGGCCCUGGCUUUCCAGGCCAACCCCAACAGCGAGGAGAUCUGGCUGGCUGCCGUGAAGCUGGAGUCAGAGAACAAUGAGUAUGAAAGAGCAAGGAGGCUGCUGGCAAAGGCUCGAAGCAGUGCCCCCACUGCAAGGGUCUUCAUGAAGUCUGUGAAGUUAGAAUGGGUACUUGGGAACAUUGCUGCAGCCCAGGAGCUUUGUGAGGAAGCCCUGAAGCACUAUGAGGACUUCCCCAAACUGUGGAUGAUGAAGGGACAAAUUGAGGAACAAAAGGAGCUGGCAGAGAAAGCACGGGAGGCUUAUAACCAAGGGUUGAAAAAGUGUCCCCAUUCCAUACCCCUGUGGCUUUUGCUGUCCAGGCUGGAGGAAAAGGUUGGGCAGCUGACUAGAGCAAGAGCCAUCUUGGAAAAGUCUCGCCUAAAGAAUCCAAAGAAUCCAGAUCUCUGGUUGGAGUCUGUGCGACUGGAGUACAGAGCUGGGCUGAAGAACAUUGCAAACACCCUGAUGGCCAAGGCAUUGCAGGAAUGCCCCAACUCAGGAAUCCUGUGGUCAGAGGCAAUUUUCCUUGAGGCACGACCGCAACGGAAGACCAAGAGCGUGGAUGCUCUCAAGAAGUGUGAACAUGACCCACAUGUCCUGUUGGCUGUGGCCAAGCUGUUCUGGAGCGAGCGGAAAAUAACCAAGGCCAGAGAGUGGUUCCACCGAACAGUGAAGAUCGACUCUGACCUGGGGGAUGCCUGGGCUUUCUUUUACAAAUUUGAGCUUCAGCAUGGUACAGAGGAACAACAAGAGGAGGUGAGGAAGCGCUGUGAGAAUGCUGAACCUCGCCAUGGGGAGCUCUGGUGUGAUGUCUCCAAGGACAUAGAGAAUUGGCAGAAGAAGAUUGGAGAGAUUCUUGUGCUUGUGGCAGCCAAGCUUAAAAAUACCUUCUAGAGCAUGCUGGCCUCAGCUGCCUGAGUCACCCCUGUAGGGCUUCCCUGCUUUGGGUGUGUUUGUCCUGACCGUGGCACAGACCCCAGAGGACAGGAGAUGGGUGGUGAUAGGAAAGAUCUUUCUUCCAAACAGAAAAGCUGAUUCCCUCUCUUCCCAGUGGUUUUGCUCUUGGCUCACACAGCACAGUCAUCAGCUCCUGCAACACAUCUGAGCUGGUGUCACAUAGAAGAGACAAGCAGCCUUGGGAAGCUGCCUCGGCAUUUUCAUUCUGAUGCUGAAUCCCCUCUGUAAAUACAAGCUUUAAUUAGCGCUUGUGUGGAUUCUGAUGUGUAGCAGUCCCUCUGCUUUCCUCCCCAGCAUGUAUUCCCAUCCUCUCCUGUCCCCCUUUGUGCAGUUUCUUUAGUGUUUGGCCCAUCUGGUGCUGGUUCCUUGUCAGCAGAUAUGGUUUGGAGACCCUGAAUAUCCUUGGAGGGGCCCAGCAGCCCACGGGAAGGGCUGGCCUGGGCUGGCCCCUUGUUUGGUUUUUAGUUUUUUGCCACAAGUCUGGUUUAGCUUGGUCUCCUCUGCUGGCAAGCAGCAGCACAGCUGGGAGUAUUCCUCAAACCUGAGUAGAUGGAGCAUUUUCUGGAAUUCAAGAGCAUAUUUUUUAGAGACCUUCUCAAAUUUUUAAUGUAUAUAGUAUAACCUUACUCUUUUAGGUGCCUGAUUUCAUUUAGCACAGUGGUAUUUUAAAGUAACAAGACAAACCCAGCAACCUUUAUUUAGAGGCAUUGAGACCCUGUGUCCUUUUACAGUGGCAGCAGCUUUUAGUUGGGAUGUUUGGGAUGCCUCUCCUCAAGUGCAGAUGGAAAAAAGCAAAUUCAUGAAAAGCUUUGUGUUUGAGACCCUUUAUAAAUAGUUGUCUUCAGUUUUCUACACUUGUGAUCUGUAUUAUUUUGACUCUCAAAAUCCUGACUUUCUAGUGACCACUGAACGAAAAUCUGUGAUGUCUUAUGUGUGAGGAUAUAGUGAAAGUAUCCAGGUCUCUGUGUGUGCAUUAUGGAAUGUAUUUAAUUGGAGGAGAAAACCCCUUGCCACUUGUUUGGACAAUGUGUAUAAAAUACAGCUUGUUUUUUUGUUUCCUUACGCUCUCCUUGAAUUGUGGUCUUGCCCUUUGACUGGGAAGAGCGGGUCUGAUAGCAGAAACCUUUGAACUUAUCAGGCUCCCACCACUCUGGGAAUCUGUCUGCCAGGGGUGGAUACUCCAAGCUGUCCUACAGCCUUUUGCCAACAAGGGUGAGGAGCCUGUCAUUGAACUGAGGUAGAAACGGUUGGUUUUGAGGCAAAAGCCUGUUUUUCUUUGGGGUUUGUAACGGAAACUUGUGCUCUCUCUUGCAUACCUGGUGAAAGGGUGUGGAGCUGCAGCUCCAUUAAGGAGGGUCUAGAUCCUGUCCCGUGGAAUUGUAGUUUCCCAGAGGUGAGUGAGAGGUGUGGAGAGGCUCUUGCUCGGGGAUGUCGUGCCGUUGCUGGCGUCAUUCUUUUGUGUGGGCUUACGGAAAGGAGGGGGGAACUGGGGAAGGAGAACAGAAAUACUAUUUUGUUGUGAAAAGAACAGGGCAGAUGUGUGGGAACGGAACAUGGCUAGACCAGGAUUUCAAGCCAGAAACUGCAGGAUAAAAAGUGCUAAAAAGUAUUUUCCAGCACAUGCUGUCCUUCCUCAGCCCCCUGUGCCCCUCAGGUAGCUUUUGCUCUUCCUCCAUGAUGUGCAAGUGCUUGGACAUGGGGACUGGAUCCUGGUUCUCUGGGAAGGGAACACAGUGACUGGGUUAGUGGAGCAUUUCCUAGUGUAGGCAUGUGCUCAGGAAAGCUGAGUGCUGGUUGUCCCUAAAUUCCUCUGCCGUGUGGUGCUCUCGGGUGGCUGUGGAUUGGGAUGGGGCAGGACAGCUGCAACUGCAAUGCCAUGGCUUUUUUUUCUGAAGAGAUUCCUGACUUGUGUCAGUAUUUGGAGCAUCUCUCUCCAGCCAGAUGCAGCACAUGUCCCCACUGAUCAGGAAGUCUGUGCCCUCACAGCACUAAUGUCCUUUUUCCACCUGCUCUUUGCAGCUUCCCCUGGCCCAGUGGGGAACAUUCCUUGGGUUUGGGGUUGUUUGUUUUGGUUUUAGCUAAAAGGUUUCAUCAGUCUUAGAGUCUUCUAAUGUUUAUAGAUGUCUUUGUGGUUUUGAAAUGGAUUAUGGCACCUACAAAUUUUAACUGCAUAUGUAGAGCUCAAUAAACAAGUUAUAUGGG